UACACAUUCCCGUAAGGAGCGUCAGAAGCGCAUAACGAAUAAUGUAUGAGAGAUCGCCUCACGAGAAUAGCAAAAUGACAGAGCCGUCGUCGUCUAAGGCCGUUGCUCUGCAAGCAAUGGACAUCGUAAUCAACGUAAUGCGCAGGAUCGAGUCCCCGCAAGAUCUGCUCUCUGCAUCUGCCGUCUGCAAAACAUGGCGAACAGCAGCAGAGGAUCCGUCGCAGUUACGUUCGUGGGUUCUUGACGACACGCCGUCAUGCUCAGCCGUGGGCGUCAAGGUCUCCGUCACUUCCCUGCUGCCCAAGACGCCUCCGCCCCGUCAAUGGAUCAACCCUGCCACAGAUUCUCCUUUCGCGUCGUUCAAGACGCCCAGAAGUAUCAUGCGUCUUAAAACGCCGUCAAAAUUUGGGGUUGUGGAAAGUGGCUUGGGGCGUCAAGAUGAGGGGGGUUCUGUAGGCGUCGGUGUCGGUGACGAUGGGGGCCCGUCGCCGAAGACGCCGUCACCCCUGCAGCAGCCCAUGGCGCAGGUUGCAAGUUUGAAGCGCGUCAUCUGCCAUAAAAUGGUAAUGGGAAGAUACUUGGGUGACAUUGAUAUCUGCUCCUCCCGCCUUACUGAUGAAUGCUUACAAAUCAUCACAAAAAGUUGUCCACGACUUCAUACAUUGAGACUGCUGCACAUUUGUGAUGCCAAACAGACAGCAGCCCCCGAUGCUCUUUUCUUUCCCAAUAGAAAAGAGGUGGUUUCUGAUAGAAAUGCAAGCCAUCUUCUAACAUCAUGCGGAUGUGGCCAUUUAUCUGAAAAAGGAUUUCUGAAUAUAAGCCAGCACUGUCCAAAUCUUAUGUCUGUUACACUUGUUCUCCAGCAUAUUCUCUUGAGAAAAGUGCUGCAAGAUAUUUUUAUGGAGCUGGGAAAACUCAUCAAACUCCAGACUCUUUCCAUUGAUCUCCGUAUGCCGUCAUUUGGACAGUCUCUGAAGUCAGAGGUCAUUUGGGAAAGUCAUCUUCGUUGCACAGAUAAAGAAGUUCUUGCACUACUCGCUGCUGGACAACCACCUUUAAAUGCAUUGGCUCUUAACCGGUGUGAUCUUACUGAACUCUCAUUAGAUGCAUUGACAAAAGCAUGCCCCAAUAUUGAGGCAAUUGAUUUGCAUAGUCAUUUUCAGAUACCCACGGAGCAUGGGCUUAAUUCGCUUGUUCCCCUGAGGUUGAAGGACUUGACCUCUCUUUCAGCUGCAGCAUUUGGUGUUAUACAUGAUCUUGAAGGCUGCGAAUUUGGGGCUUGGCAAUUUCAUUAUUUGAAGCGGUUGCGACUGGAAUCCAGAGAACCUCUUGCUAUUAAGCAUCUGGAGGAUUUGCAACAGUCUUGCCCUCAACUGGAAAGCCUUCACCUAAUUUGGCAUAGUUACAAUGGACCAAGAGAAGCACAUAUUUAUCCCUUUACUCAUGAGGGCAUAAUGGAUUAUGUUAAAUCCGUCUUUUUAUAGACGUUACAUUUCAGUAGGUCGCAAUGCUAGACUGCAAUAUAUAUUUAUACAUUGCAAAUGUUUAUAUAUUCAGGAAAGCUUCCAUUCCUGCUCCGUUGCCUUCAUAAUUUAUGUACGUAAGACCACGAUAAAAUUUCAUCUUUAUUAUUUUAUUGGCUUUUUAAGUAAACAAUUUUCUUUUCAUAAAUAAAAGGUCAUCUUGUUUCAAGUAA
Molecule: messenger RNA, 1696 nt
Organism: Cryptomeria japonica (Japanese cedar)
Lineage: Eukaryota; Viridiplantae; Streptophyta; Pinopsida; Cupressales; Cupressaceae
Exons: 8
Coding region: 42-1484 (480 amino acids)
Biological process (GO): SCF-dependent proteasomal ubiquitin-dependent protein catabolic process
Cellular component (GO): SCF ubiquitin ligase complex
Molecular function (GO): protein binding
Source: RefSeq, a predicted model, not a curated record